Messenger RNA from Ostrinia furnacalis (Asian corn borer), 798 nucleotides. RefSeq names its product hyphal wall protein 1. The record is from RefSeq and is a predicted model, not a curated record. Lineage: Eukaryota; Metazoa; Arthropoda; Insecta; Lepidoptera; Crambidae. The transcript is spliced from 5 exons. Bases 386 to 787 code for a protein of 133 amino acids.
UGAAACUUCAUCUGUUUAUAGCUGAUGAUGACACAUGUCAUUACAGUCAAGCAAACAGGACACACGAAAGAAAAUUUCACCCCAAAGUUUCUACAAAAUGUAAAAAUAGGUAACCACCAAGUAAAAAUGUCUGACAAAACAGGCAUCACGCUUUGUGGGGAGAACUGCAAGAAACAGAGAAUGAAGUGUAUCCCAUGCGUGAUGCCGGAAGCAACUGAUGGAAUGGAGAAACAGCCAGACCUCCGAUCCAAGAAAGACAACUGCAAAUGUUCAACAGACCACCUCUGCUGCGACUCUAAGCAAAAACCUCAAUAGUAUAGAUACAUUUUUACGUCUAAUCUUGAAGAACAUUAUCUAUAACAGACCAAUUUAUUGAAGUAUCAUCAUGUAUCCUCAAAAAGUCGACGUGAAGAGUUGCGGCAAAGUCGAGCCCCCCCAUCCGUGUGAUCCUCCUCCACCAUGCGACCCCCUUAAAGAGCCAGAGGGCGACUGCUUCCCUCCCUUUCUGUGUCGGGAGAGGCUGAAGAAUCCUGAGAGCCCUGACUCCAUAACCAGGUGUCGAAAUGCCCCAUCAAUUGGAGUCAGGUCAUGCGAGAAGCCCCCUCCCCCUCACCCCUGCGACGAUCCUCUCCCCUGCAGUACCUUCAAGAACAAAAAGCAGCAAUGCGACGAACCACCCCUCUGCGUAGAAAGAAUCAAGAAUCCCAAGGAACGGAAGACCCGAUGGGUUGUUUGCACGAAUUCGAAGGGAGAAGUCGAAGAAAGAGAAGUUUACAAGGAUGAUUAACUUAAUAAAGU